Molecule: messenger RNA, 507 nt
Organism: Brassica napus (rape)
Lineage: Eukaryota; Viridiplantae; Streptophyta; Magnoliopsida; Brassicales; Brassicaceae
Product: protein NPGR2-like
Exons: 1
Coding region: 1-507 (168 amino acids)
Molecular function (GO): protein binding
Source: RefSeq, a predicted model, not a curated record
AUGCAGGCGCUGGAGUCUGCUGAUAUAACAGACCCGAGAGUCCUGCACCGUCUUGCGUUGGAGAACGCAGAGGAGAGGAAGCUGGAUUCCGCGUUAGCUUACGCUAAGCACGCGUUGAAGCUUGGAGCAGAGUCUGAUCUUGAAGUAUGGUUGCUUCUGGCUCGGGUUUUAUCUGCUCAGAAGCGGUUUUCAGACGCCGAGACUAUUGUUGAUGCAGCGCUUAACGAAACGGGGAAGUGGGAACAAGGGAAGCUGUUGCGUUUGAAGGAAAAGUUUCGUGUGGCUAAAGGAGAAGUCAAGGAUGCUAUUGUGACUUACACACAGCUUCUCGCACUCCUUCAAGUUCAAAGCAAAAGCUUGAGUUCUGCAAAGAAGAUGCCAAAGGGAUAUUAUGUAGAGGGAUGUCUCAUCAUUUCAGGGAGAUGUGUGUUGGAGACCAUCUUGCUGAUGGAAGCUAUGAAGAGCGGGAUGAUCCUGAUGGUGGAUUGGAAGAGGCUUAUCAGGUGA